CCAACUUUCCCUCAAUUUUCGUCAACUUCUCUUCCCUGAUACUCCCUCUUCAAUACCUGUUUAAGACAUAACACGUCUUCCUAUACAUGGUGACGACCUCUUUUUUUAUUUGUCACUUCCCCUCAGUAAUUUGUUACUUAUCAUUUCAUACCCUUCUCAUACCUACAUCGUUUCUUACAUGAUAUUUUUACCUAGUAGUUCCCUAAAUCCUACCUUAAACUUGCAUGAGCACCAAUCGACGAGAGCUCUCAACCACCACACUUGGCCAUGUCAAGUUUCCAAUACCUCUACGCUUCUAAUGGCGACCGUCCUGAGCUCAAGACCAACAUGGGCGUGGAUUAUGUAAUCCACUACAAGGUCUCUGGCGAUAGGGCUGAAGCUGAAGCCGGAUUCAUCCAACUAAUCGAAGCUCUCACUAAGGUUGGACUGGCCUCCGAAGUUAGACGCGGUGAUGAUUCGUCUGUCUUGGUAUUCGUUAAGGUAGCAUCUGAGAAAUACCUCACCAAUCACAUCUACCGUGAACGAGUCCAGGAUUGGCUCUACGGCGUUAGAAUCACCGCGCCAGACAAGGACGUGGCCAAAGAAUUCGCUAAUCAGUCUAUUACCGAAGCUGAGCGAUUACGUACCGUCUACCUACUAAUCACAAAGCCCAAGAAUGAAGGAGGUGCAGGUAUCACUCCCAAGCUCGGCCAGUGGAAGAACGUUUUGUCCAUCUUCCCACUCCACAACCACGCCUUCAACCGCCAAUGGAUCAAAGAAUGGAGUACUAAAUACUUCCUCACCGAUAAGGAUCUCGAUCAGAUUCGAGACAAGUUCGGCGAGAGCGUGGCCUUUUACUUUGCCUUCUUGCAAUCCUACUUCACCUUCUUAAUAUUCCCUGCUGCAUUUGGAUUUGGUGCUUGGCUUGUUCUUGGCCGCUACUCGUGGUUCUUUGGAAUUGUCAACUCCCUCUGGACCAUUAUCUUCUUCGAAUGGUGGAAGAAGAAGGAAGUUGACCUCGCAGUUCAAUGGGGCGUCCGUGGAGUUUCUCGCAUCCAACGCCCUCGAACACAGUUCAGAUGGGAUCAUGAAGCAGCAGACCCGAUUACCGGGGAAGCUGUCAAGGUUUAUUCUCCGAUCAAGAGAUUACGAACUCAGUUACUGCAGAUCCCAUUCGCUCUAGGCUGCUCGGCACUCCUCGGGGCUCUCUACGUUUUCUGCUUCUCGAUCGAGAUCUUCCUCGGAGAAAUUUAUAAUGGCCCGUUCAAGUCAUACUUGACAUUUACCCCGACGAUCAUCCUGACUGGAGGAUUACCUGCGUUGUCAACCAUUCUCGGUAGUUUUGCAGAAACACUCACUGACAGGGAAAACUAUGAGACGGUCGACAAGCACCAUUCCGCUUUAGUUCAAAAGUUGUUCAUUAUUAACUUCAUCACGUCAUAUACCCCUCUUUUCCUCAGUGCUUUUGUUUACAUGCCAUUUGGAAACUUACUAGUGCCAUAUCUCGAUAUCUUCAAGGCUACGGCCGAGAAGUUUUCCAGCGAGAACUCCAUCAGCACCCAAAGCUUCCAAGUCAAUCCCGAUCGUCUAAGAAACCAGAUGAUAUACUUCACAGUCACAGCUCAGAUUAUCAAUUUCGCUCUCGAAGUCGUCGUGCCUUACGUGAAGCGAAAGGCUUUCCAAGAAGUUGAGAAGGUUCAAUCUAAGGGAAAAACAUCGGCUCCCGAUGAUGUGCCCGAAGAGCACGCUUUUCUUGAGAGGGUCCGCAAUGAGGCGCAACUUGACGUCUAUGACGUGACGGUUGAUUACAGAGAGAUGAUCGUGCAAUUCGGUUACUUAUCACUAUUCUCUGUUAUCUGGCCGCUAACUCCUCUUUGCUUCUUCCUCAACAACUGGGUUGAACUUCGAUCUGAUGCGAUGAAGAUUGCAGUCACUACUCAAAGGCCUAUCCCUUGGAGAGCUGAUUCGAUUGGUCCUUGGCUCAACUCACUUGGAUUCAUAUCCUGGUUUGGAAGUCUCGUGAGCUCCGCUAUCGUAUAUCUCUUCAGUGGCGAAACUGAGGGACCUGGAGGUGAUCCAUCGAACAUCGUUGUUUGGGGUCUGUUGUUGAGCAUCCUUCUCUCCGAACAUCUGUACCUGGCUGCUCAAUUUCUGGUUCGAUAUACAUUGAACCAGAUGGACAGUCCAGGAUUGCAGAAGGAGAGAGCUGAGCGAUUUUCUAUGAGAAAACAGGUACUAGAGGAAAGCCUAGGUCCAGAAGUCACUGAAAAGCCACUCCCUCCUACGCCAGCUGCCGGCGAGAAGAUUACUCGAGAGUCAUUGGAAGAUGUAGCUCGAAGGAUAUCCGUAUCAGGUGGAGGGACCCCCGAACAAUUGUUCUGGUUGAGACAGCAAGGCAUGGAUGAGACGAUACAGAUGGGCCGAAGCUUGAUCUCUCAGACGAAGGAGGCUAAGAACUAGGUGUCUGAGCCGCUACGUAAUAUUUGGGGUCCUAUAGAAGGGGCUAUACUGACCUCGGCGGUGUCAAUAGUAGUAGGCAUGGUAAUUGAGUAGGUAGCUAACGUUUGUCUAUUCAUCCAUCUCUGAAUAGAAACCGCCGGCACUUGCUUCUUGCGUUCUAAAACAGAUUUAUAAUUUUCAAAGGACGUGCUAUGAAUCCGUCUUCUACGUGGCUGACUGUAAGCCAUAUGGUCAGUACUUGGCCUAUAUUUAUUCAUAAUAACGACGAAGCACAAAUACAAAGACCGAUGAUCUCAUCU
Annulohypoxylon truncatum is the source of this 2738-nucleotide messenger RNA. RefSeq names its product DUF590-domain-containing protein. Bases 268 to 2439 code for a protein of 723 amino acids. Gene Ontology annotation, biological process: chloride transmembrane transport. Gene Ontology annotation, molecular function: chloride channel activity. The transcript is spliced from 4 exons. Gene Ontology annotation, cellular component: cortical endoplasmic reticulum. Lineage: Eukaryota; Fungi; Ascomycota; Sordariomycetes; Xylariales; Hypoxylaceae. The record is from RefSeq and is a predicted model, not a curated record.